AUGCCAUCGUUCUCGCAAGUGCUAGACUACCUCAAAGUCCCGACCAAGCUGGGCAAUGAGCGCAACUACUGGAUCAACGACGAUGUGCGCCCGCUGCCGCCCUCACGCCGCACCUGGGACAGCCUCACCUUCUUCUCCUUCCAAGCUAUCAACCAGAUUGCCAUCAGCAACUGGCAAAUCGGCUCCUCGCUCGUCGCGACCGGCCUGUCGGUGUGGCAGACCAUCGUCGCCGUUAUCCUCGGCAAGAUCAUCAUCGCCGCGGUGCAGGUCUUUGGUGGCUGGAUCGGCGCCGAGUGGCACGUCGGCUACCCGGUUAUCGCGCGGCUACUCUGGGGCAUCUACGGCAGCUUCUUCGCCGUGGCCCAGCGGCAGCUGCUGUCGCUCGUCUGGUUCGCGCUGCAGUCGUGGUUCGGCGGGCUCUUCACCACCGCCGUGCUCAGCUCCGUCUUCCCCCAGUUCCACUACAUGAAAAACACGAUGCCCGCGUCGACGCACAUGACGACGGCGCAGUUUGUCGGCUGGGUCGUGUUCCUCCUGAUCAGCCUGCCGGUCAUGUACCUGCCGCCGGAGAAGACCAAGAAGCCGUUCGCCGUGAUGAACACGAUUGCGUUUGUCACGCUGGUGGCCAUUAUGAUCUGGGCGCUGGUGGCGGCGGGCGGCGCGGGACCGCUGGUGUCGGCCUCGGCCACGGUGAGCAACGCGGAGCUGGCCUGGGCGAUUAUCCGCGGCGUCACGACGACGGUGGGCGGCAUCGCGGCGGCCCUGACCAACGCGUCGGACUGGUCGCGGUUCGCGCGCCGCCCGGGCGACCAGGUCACCGGGCAGUGGACGGCCAUCAUUAGCCUCGGCACCAUCAUGCCGCUGUUUGGCUGCCUGACCACCUCGGCGACGGUCAAGAUCUACGGAACGCCGCUCUGGAACCCGGCGGACAUUAUCCUGCGCUGGCUGCAAACCGACUACAGCUCCGGGUCCCGCGCGGCUGCCUUCUUCGCCGGCGCGGGGAUGAUCACCUCCCAGCUGGCCAUCAACACGGUCGACAACGCGUUCUCGCUGGGCAUGGACCUCAGCGGCAUCUUCCCGACGUACGUCAACAUCCGCCGCGGCGGGUACAUUGGCCUGAUCGUUUCCUGUGCGCUGUGCCCGUGGUACCUGCUGUCCUCGGCGUCCACGUUCGUGACGGUGCUGAGCAGCUACUCGCUCUUCCUGGCGCCGAUGAUGGGCAUCCAGAUCUGUGACUACUGGAUUGUCCGCAAAAGAAAGAUUGAGCUGAGCCAGCUGUACACGGCCGACAGGGACGGGUCGUACUACUACUGGCACGGCGUCAACUGGCGCACGGUGGUGGCGUGGGUGCUUGGCUGGGCGCCGCAGUUUCCGGGAUUUCUGGCGUCGGUCGCGCCGCGCCUGCGCGUGACGGCCGGGGCGAAGCACCUGUACGACAUGGCUUUUGUUGUCGGCUUCUUGAUCAGCGUCUUGGUGUAUUACGGGCUGGUCUGGGCAUGGCCGCCGAAGGGCUUGGGGGCGAUGGAUGCGACGGACAUUUACGGGACGUUUACGGCGUACGAGGGCGAGAGACUGGGCGUUCAGCAGGUCAUUGAAGGGCAGGGGCAGGAUUUGGGUGCUGAGAAGGAAUUGAAGCGGUCCUCCGAUGCUUCAGUCACCAAGGCGUAG
Messenger RNA from Cordyceps fumosorosea ARSEF 2679, 1668 nucleotides. RefSeq names its product Nucleobase cation symporter-1, NCS1. Gene Ontology annotation, cellular component: plasma membrane. The record is from RefSeq and is a predicted model, not a curated record. Gene Ontology annotation, molecular function: nucleobase transmembrane transporter activity. Gene Ontology annotation, biological process: transmembrane transport; nucleobase transport. The transcript has a single exon. NCBI's taxonomy places the organism in Eukaryota, Fungi, Ascomycota, Sordariomycetes, Hypocreales, Cordycipitaceae. The coding region runs from base 1 to 1668 and encodes 555 amino acids.